Molecule: messenger RNA, 1784 nt
Organism: Centrocercus urophasianus (Greater sage-grouse)
Lineage: Eukaryota; Metazoa; Chordata; Aves; Galliformes; Phasianidae
Product: solute carrier family 22 member 2-like
Exons: 11
Coding region: 1-1665 (554 amino acids)
Biological process (GO): transmembrane transport
Cellular component (GO): membrane
Source: RefSeq, a predicted model, not a curated record
AUGCCAACACUGGAUGACAUUUUAGAGCACAUCGGAGAAUUUGACAGGUUCCAGAAACAAACCUUCUUCGCCCUGUGUUUGCUUUCUGCUGCCUUCACUCCAGUCUAUGUGGGGGUCGUCUUCUUCGGGUUCACCCCCGAGCACCGCUGCUUCAGCCCUGGCGUGGCGGAGCUGAGCCAGCGCUGUGGCUGGAGCCUGGCGGAGCAGCUGAACCACACCGUUCCCGAGUGGGGCAGCCAUGGGGCCGCCUACAGCAGCCGCUGCAGCAGGUAUGAGGUGGACUGGAACGCAACGGCUGUCAGCUGCACCGACCCCCUUGGAAGCCUUGUGGGCAACCGGAGCUCUGUCCCACUUGGCCCCUGCCAAGAUGGGUGGGUCUACGACUACCCUGGCACCUCCAUAGUGACUGAGUUUAACCUGGUGUGUGAGGACUCCUGGAAGCUGGACCUCUUUCAGUCAUCUGUGAACAUUGGGUUCUUUAUUGGCUCCGUGAUAAUCGGCUACAUAGCAGAUAGGUUUGGUCGCAAGCUCUGCCUCUUGAUCACAGUCCUCAUCAAUUCUGUCUCAGGGGUUCUCGUGGCCUUCGCACCCAGCUACACGUGGACAGUGAUCUUUCGGUUGAUCCAGGGGCUGGUCAGCAAGGGGGGCUGGCUGACAGGCUACGUCCUGACUGCAGAAUUUGUUGGCUUAAGCUUCCGGAGGACAGUGGGCAUCAUCUACCAACUUGCCUUCACUGUGGGACUCCUCAUCCUCACUGCCGUGGCUUAUGUGCUCCCACGCUGGAGAUGGCUUCAGCUUGCUGUCACCCUGCCCAAUUUCUUCUUCCUACUCUACCACUGGUGUCUGCCCGAGUCCCCCAGGUGGCUAAUAACUCAGAAGCAAAAUGACAAAGCUAUGGAAGUUAUUAAGCGCAUUGCCAAGAGAAACAAGAAGCAGCUACCUUCCUCCUUCCAGAACCUCAAAUCUGAAGAUGAAGAUGGAGAAAAGCUGAAACCUUCAUAUCUGGACCUGGUCAGAACACCUCAGAUAAGAAAGCACACAUUCAUUUUGAUGUACAGUUGGUUCACAAGCUCCGUCCUCUACCAAGGGCUCAUCAUGCACAUGGGACUAGCUAGUGGGAACAUUUACCUGGAUUUCCUCUAUUCUGCUCUUGUUGAGUUCCCAGCUGCCUUCAUCCUCUUGUUAACAGUGGAUCGCAUUGGCCGCCGCUACCCAUGGGCUGUGGCAAAUGUGAUGACGGGUGGUGCCUGCCUUGUUACAGCAUUCGUCCCAGACACUCUCUACUGGCUUAAAAUGACCGCAGCGUGCCUGGGCAGGAUGGGAAUUACCAUGUGCUAUGAAAUGGUUUGUUUGGUAAAUCCUGAGCUGUAUCCAACUUCUCUCAGGAACCUAGGGGUGCUGAUCUGCUCAUCCAUGUGUGACAUCGGUGGAAUCAUGACUCCCUUCAUCGUGUACAGACUAGCGGAGCUCUGGCACGAGCUGCCCUUGGUUCUCUUUGCUGGGAUUGCUUUUGUUGGUGGUGGCUUGGUGUUGCUCCUACCUGAGACGAAGGGAAAAACUCUGCCUGAGACCAUUGAAGAUGCUGAAAACAUGCACAGACAAGAAAGAAGCAAGGAAAACACAAUUUAUCUUCAAAUUCUGACUUCAGAAGCCGUACCCAAGUAAGGCUCCACUUUUAUUCCAAACCUGCUUUCACUGGGCAGCAAUGGAGGGGCCAGCACAACAGCCCCCACCCAGCACUGAGGAAAGGACCAUGGACACAUAGCCCACCCUUUUCCAGCUUG